AUGUGGGGCGGUGACGACAACAACAACGGACGCCAGCAAUACGGCGGCGGCGGCCAGGGCGGUCAUCACGGCGGCUACGGCGGCCAGCAGCAGGGUGAAUACGGCGGUCAGCAGGGCGGAUACGGUGGCCAGCAGGGCGGGUACGGUGGCCAGCAGGGCGGCGGCUACGGCGGCGGUCAGCAGGAGUAUGGCCGCCAGGACUACGGCGGUGGCCAACAGCAGUAUGGUGGCGGCGGAGGCAACUACAACCAUGAUGACGACGACGACCUGAAGGGCGCGGCCCACGCCGCAGCCCAGCACAGCGGCGACGGCGACAGCCCCAACUUCUUCGCCGACAUCCUCAACAAGAUUGGCGGCAACAAGAACAGCCUCGCCAACGAGGACCUCGACGAGGGCGCGGCUGUUCAGCACCACCAGCAGUACUACGGUGGCGGCGGCGGCGGCGGCGGCCAGGCGACCGCUGGCGGUAUGGGCAGCGCCGCGGCCAUUCAGGCGCUCAAGACGUUCACUUCGGGCGGCGGCGGCGGCGGCGGCGGCGGUGGUGGCAGCAGCCAGAGCCAGUUUAUCGGCAUGGCCAUGAGCCAGGCCAGCAAGCUGUUUGAUAGCCAGAGCUCGCAGGGCAACGUGGCCUCGGGUGCCAGCAAGGAGUCAGCCGUGCAAAAGGCCGGUGAGAUGGCCCUGAAGAUGUACAUGAAGAGCCAGGGCGGCUCGGGCGGCUCGGGCGGCAUGGGCAGCCUGCUGGGUAUGGCGAGCAAGUUCAUGUAA
Messenger RNA from Sporothrix schenckii 1099-18, 765 nucleotides. RefSeq lists its product as uncharacterized. NCBI's taxonomy places the organism in Eukaryota, Fungi, Ascomycota, Sordariomycetes, Ophiostomatales, Ophiostomataceae. The coding region runs from base 1 to 765 and encodes 254 amino acids. The transcript is spliced from 4 exons. The record is from RefSeq and is a predicted model, not a curated record.